GUACGUCAGAUCUACGACGAUGUGCAACAUCGGCUGCCCUCCACUCUCACUGGCCAGGACGAGGAGGACGAUGAGCGCGUGUCCCUUCCAGCUGGCUUCGCAUCUGCCACCAGCGGUGACGAGGCAGAAGGCUCGGAAGCCGACAGUCUCCGCGACACUGCCAUCAGGCUCUUCGGAAGCGCUAACCUGGGUGACGUCGUGGCCGACCUUUCUAAGGCAGAUGGAUCCACGGGCACCCGCGGCACCCGCGCCACAUCCUACGAUGCACCUUCGACAGCUCAAGGCCGCGACACAGAGACGGACCGUGACGAGCGGCGCGGCCAUGCAGCAGAGGAGGAGGAUGAGAGCUCCGGAAACGACUCCGUGGAUGAAGAUUUUCAGGCGAUGCGUAAGGCACUUAAGGUGUCCAGCCAGAAGAUGGCAGAGGACGCCCCUGCGGAGUCCCGCAAGCCUUUAGCUGCACAGAUUUUCAAGCCCGCCGCUGCACUGGUCGGGCCCAGCUCAACGGGCACCACAGCGGCUGGGAAAGCUCCGGCGACCCACCCAACAGGUGGCUUCGUCCGCCUCGAGCUCGUAGAGAGCAGCGAGGACGACGCGGAUGCGGACGACGAGGGCGAGGAAGAGUCCGACGCCAGCUCGGAAGACGAACAGGACUCGCACCUUCGUCUCUUAAAUCGACUGCAGAGCUCGGCUCCGGAAGGGAAUUGCUCGUGGGAUGUCUGGCUCGAGGUGCUUCGACGAUGGCCGCAGCUGAAGGUCAAGCUGAACUCCCCCGACUUUGCGCGCAAGGGCAACGACUUGCGGGUGAAGUUUGAUGUGGACCUCCUCAAGUCCAUCAUCGAAGAGGUAAAGGCGGCGCGCGCAGAUGCCCGCGAGAAGAGACGCGAGACGCGGGACAACAUGGAGUCCCGCAUCCAUGAGUUCAUUCAAGAAGCAGAGCGUCAGCGCGAGCUCAUGAAACACCGCCUGG
Molecule: messenger RNA, 970 nt
Organism: Symbiodinium necroappetens
Lineage: Eukaryota; Dinophyceae; Suessiales; Symbiodiniaceae
Source: the annotation of a GenBank genome assembly